Messenger RNA from Thalassophryne amazonica, 990 nucleotides. It is a transcript of the gene josd2, whose product is annotated as Josephin domain containing 2. NCBI's taxonomy places the organism in Eukaryota, Metazoa, Chordata, Actinopteri, Batrachoidiformes, Batrachoididae. Gene Ontology annotation, molecular function: cysteine-type deubiquitinase activity. Gene Ontology annotation, biological process: protein deubiquitination. Bases 158 to 712 code for a protein of 184 amino acids. The record is from RefSeq and is a predicted model, not a curated record. The transcript has 5 exons.
AGGUUCUUUAGCGGUACUUGUAUAUGGGCGUGGUCAGUCGCACAACAACAACAAAAACAACGGUGGCUGUGCUUCCGGGUUGUGGCUGUCACACUCCAGCAGCUUUUCUUUUUUCUUUUUACUGAAGCCUUUUUUUCUUUAAAUCAGCAGUGUUAGUAUGAGUGAAGGAGAAGUGUUUCAUGAGAAGCAGCGGUUGGAGCUGUGCGCCAUUCAUGCGCUGAACAACGUGCUUCAGGAGCGGGUUUUCACCAAGGAGACCGCCGACGACAUCUGCAAACGGCUGGCUCCACAGUGCAUGGUGAAUCCCCAUCGCUCGAUGUUAGGCACGGGAAACUACGACGUCAACGUCAUCAUGGCAGCUUUACAGAGCAGAGAACUGGCUGCCGUGUGGUGGGACAAACGCAGAGCAGUGCAGAGCCUCUGCGUCUCCAACGUCCAGGGUUUCAUACUUAACGUUCCGUCACGCGUGUCACUAGGGAUCGUGUCCCUCCCGCUGCGACGGCGGCACUGGCUCGCAGUUCGGCAAGUAAACGGACAAUACUACAACCUGGACUCCAAACUGAAGAGUCCUCUUUGCAUUGGAGGAGAGACAGAACUACGUACAUUUCUCAGCGAACAGCUUUCUCAGGAUGUGGCUGAGAUGCUCCUAGUUGUCCAGCGGGAGGUGGAGGAGGACGGGUCGUGGUUGAACUCGGAAACCACUACAAAAUGAUUGCUAGGAAGAGGACGCACAUUUACACAGUAUGGAACAGCCCUCAGUGAGGUGGAACAAAAUGAGACAUUUGUUAAAAACGAGCACCUCACGAGAGAAAACUCUUCAGGGAAUGCACUAAACCCACAUUUGACAUUUAUACAAAUUCCAAAGAGAAGCAGAGGAGAGCCGUUCUUCCCAGAAUAAAGAGCUGCUUUGUUUGUAACGGCUGAAAAAGCUCUUCUUGUAGUAUGAUUCAUGUAUCUUCACUGUCCACCUGCUUGUGGUACCUUUUUUUU